Molecule: messenger RNA, 1260 nt
Organism: Stylonychia lemnae
Lineage: Eukaryota; Ciliophora; Spirotrichea; Sporadotrichida; Oxytrichidae
Source: the annotation of a GenBank genome assembly
AUGAACAAAAAGUUAGAUCGUAACUACUAUGACAUUCUAGAGAUUGACAGAACAGCUGAAGAUACAGCUAUUAAGAAGGCCUACAAAAAAGCUGCAUUGAUACAUCAUCCAGAUAAGGGAGGCUCAGAUGAGAUGUUCCAGUAAGUGCAAGAAGCUUACUAAGUCCUUCAAGAUGCUGUGAAAAGGGCAGACUAUGAUAAGGUAACACCUUCAUCCAUUUUUUCUUCAAUUAAUGAUUAUUUUCAGGACUUGAAAAAGUACAAUUUGAAAGAUGGUAUGAAAAAGACCUAGGGAGCUGAUUCAAAAGGAUUUGCCGGGAAGACAUAAACCAAAGCCUAGCCAGAAUUUUCAAAGCAUCACACUUAGGAAUUUGACGAUAAAACUAAGUUCAGCAAAUAGAAUACCUUUGUUGAGAUACCAUAAAAUCUGAGCACUCUUGGAGCAAAAGAUCUCAAAGUUAUACUUGAGAGUCUUGGCAUUAAGAGUGAUGAUUGCUUUGAAAAGAAUGAUUUGAUUAACAGGAUCAAGGAGUACUAAGAAAACAAGAAAAAUAAGGGAGCAUCAUCCAAGCCUGAGCCUCAUAGAAGGUAGAGUGAUUUCGCACAGCACACUUCAUCACAAGGUGCUACAGGCACAAGCUAGAAUAAAGAAAAUGCAAAGCCGAAAGCAUCUGCUUCAGGUGCGGCUAACUAAGGUCCUUAUUCAUGCAUGCCGAUUCCAGAGCAGGUUUGCUUCAAAAUAAUUUCAAUAGGAAAUCAGGAAGUGGGUAAAUCAUGCUUGAUUAAAAGAUACUGUGAGGAAAAAUUUGUUGAGAGGUACAUUAGUACUAUUGGCAUCGAUUACGGUGUCAAGAAACUGAAAAUCAAGGGAUAGCCUAUUGCUAUAAACUUCUUUGAUAUGUCUGGAAAUGAAGAUUAUAAACUAAUUAGAACUGAAUUUUAUGAGGGAGCGUCUGGUGCUAUGAUGGUGUUUGACCUCGAUAAUAGAGACUCCUUUAACUCCUUAAUACAUUGGGAGGAUGAAAUGAAAAAGAACGGAGUAGAUUCAGCCAGAUUAAAGAUUGUAGUCUGUGGGAAUAAAUCUGACUCCAAAGGUCGUGAGAUUAACUCGAAGGAUGCCUAGAAAUGGGCUAAAAACAAGGGAUGGGAAUACUUUGAAACAAGCGCCUAGAAUGGUUCAAAUGUGUCUGACGCUUUCUUAGCACUAUUCGAGAUGUGCUACAACUAAUUCCUUGCUGAUAAAAAGUAAUUCGGUCUGUGA